Myotis brandtii (Brandt's bat) is the source of this 4048-nucleotide messenger RNA. RefSeq names its product zinc finger protein 271-like. The record is from RefSeq and is a predicted model, not a curated record. Gene Ontology annotation, biological process: regulation of DNA-templated transcription. Lineage: Eukaryota; Metazoa; Chordata; Mammalia; Chiroptera; Vespertilionidae.
AGCAGAGAAUGUGGAGGCCCCGACAGAACAGAAGGUUUCUGUAAGAGUGUCACAGGGGGUCGGGAUUUCCUGGUCGCACAGUCCCGAGGAGAAGGCCGGAGAGUGGUGCUCCGUGCCUCACAGGCCAUGGUCGGAGCCUCCAGUGGUGCUCACAGCUCACACUUGGGAUUGAAGCUCCCAGUCGCCACCAGACCGCCCAGGGCCGGGACAAGGACCGCCGUUCCUGCAGCGGCUCCUACUCCCGCCGCUUCCGCCCCGCUCAGCCCACAGAGGGCAAUGGCGGCGCCCCCGCUGAGGAGACGGGCUGAGGUUGGCGUGACCUUUGAGGACAUUGCCCUGUACUUCUCCAGGAAGGAAUGGAACCUUCUUGAUGAGAGUCAGAGACAGCUGUACCUGAAUGUGAUGCUGGAGAACUUUGAACUUCUAUCCUCCCUGGGUUGCUGUUGUGGAGCAGAUAAUUUGGAGGCAGUGACUGAACAGAAAGUUUUUGUAGGAAUGUCAAAGGCAAGGAAUCCCAAGUUAACCUUGUCUUCCCAGAAGAGCCACCCCUGUGAGAGUUGUGGACUAGUCUUGGGAAAUAUUUUCCACGUGAUGAAGGGGCAGGGAACACAACAUAGACAGAUACUGUUGAGGUGUGGGGCAUGUUCACAAGGAUUUUAUUUCAGUGCACAAUUACACCAGCAGCAUAUGAGAGACACUUUCAUUAGAGGUGUGGACAGGAUCUCACUUGCAAACAGCUGCAAUUUCAAUGUGUCCCAGAAUCGUUUCACAUGCGGGGAGGUUGGGCAGGGUGUCCUUACCGAGUCAGGACAUCUUCACCUAAAGGCUACUCAGACCAGGAUCAGUCCAAAUGCUAUUCCUACAUGUGGGAUGAUGUUUCAAAGGAGAAGAAAUUAUUACACCAGAAAAGAAUGUAAGACAGACAUUAGUUGCAACCACACGUUUUUUCAGGAAAAGGAUGUCCAUGCAGGAAGUCAAUGCUUUGUGUGCUCUGAAUGUGGGAAAGGUUUUUCCAGUAGAAAUGGCCUCCGUUAUCAUCUGAGAGUUCACAGUGGAGAAAGGCCUUAUGAAUGCAAUGAAUGUGGGAAAUCUUUUCCCAGAAGCACUGACCUUCGUCGUCAUCAGAGAGUUCACACUGGAGAAAGGCCAUAUCAGUGCAGUGAAUGUGGCAAAGCUUUUAGCAGUAGUAAUAGCCUCGGCGAUCAUCAAGUUUUGCACACUGGACAAAGGCCUCAUAAGUGCAGUGAAUGUGGGAAAGCUUUUACCAGUAGCAAUGGCCUCCAUUACCAUCAGAGAGUUCAUACUGGAGAAAGGCCUUAUGAGUGCAGUGAAUGUGGGAAAUCUUUUACCAAGAGCACUGCACUUCAUCGUCAUCAGAGAGUUCACACAGGAGAAAAGCCUUAUCAGUGCAGUGGGUGUGAGAAAUCUUUUGCCAGUAGCACUGCCCUUCAUUAUCACCAAAAUGUUCACACUGGAGAAAGGCCUUAUCAGUGUAGUGAAUGUGGGAAAUCUUUUCCCAGUAGCACUGCCCUUCAUUAUCAUCAAAAUGUUCACACUGGAGAAAGACCAUAUCAGUGUAGUGAAUGUGGGAAAUCUUUUACCAAUAUCAGUAACCUUCGUUUUCAUCAGAGAGGUCACACUGGAGAAAAGCCUUAUAAAUGCAGUGAAUGUGGGAAAUCUUUUUCCAGUAGCAGUGACCUUACUUGUCAUCAGAGAAUUCACACUGGAGAAAAGCCUUAUAAAUGUAGUGAAUGUGGGAAAUCUUUUACCACUAGGAAUGGCCUUCGUUAUCAUCAACAUUUUCACUCAGGAAAAAGGCCUUAUCCGUGCAGUGAAUGUCAGAAAUCUUUUAACACUAGCAGUGAGCAUUGUUGUCAUCUGAAAGUUCACACUAGAGAAAAGCCUUAUAAAUGCAGUAAGUGCGGAAUAUCGUUUAUCAGUAGCACUGCCCUGCGUCGUCAUCAGAGAUUUCACACUGGAGAAAAGCCUUAUAAAUGCAGUGAAUGUGGCAAAUCUUUUACAAGAAUUGAUAGCCUUCAUUGUCAUCAGAGAUUUCACAGUGGAGAAUGUCCUUAUGAGUGCAGUGAAUGUGGGAAAUCUUUUACCAGGAGCAGUAGCCUUCGUAAUCAUCAAAGUUUACACACUGGAGAAAGGCCUUAUCAGUGCAGUGAAUGUGGAAAGUCUUUUACCACUAGCACUGAUCUUUUUCGUCAUCAGAGAGGUCACACUGGAGAAAAGCCUUAUAAAUGCAGUGAAUGUGGGAAAAGUUUUACAAGGAUUGAUAGCCUUCUAACUCACCAGAGAUUUCACACAGGAGAAAGUCCUUAUGAGUGCAGUGAAUGUGGGAAAUCUUUUACCAGGAACAGUAGCCUCCGUAAUCAUCAAAGUUUUCACACUGGAGAAAGGCCUUAUGAUUGCAGUGAUUGUGGGAAAUCUUUUACCAGUAGCAGUGACCUUCAUUGUCAUCAGAGAAUUCACACUGGAGAAAAGCCUUAUAAAUGCAGUGAAUGUGGGAAAUCUUUUAACAGUAGCACUGUCCUUCAUUGUCAUCAGAGAAUUCACACUGGAGAAAAGCCUUAUAAAUGUGGGAAAUACUUUACCUGGAGCACUGCCCUUCAUCGUCAUCAGAGAGUUCAUACGGGAGAAAAGCCUUAUCAAUGCAGUGAAUGUGGGAAAUCUUUCAAAAGUACUAAUGGUCUUCAAUAUCAUCAGAGAGUUCACAUAGGAGAAAGCCGUUAUGAGUGCAAUUAACAUGAGGUAUCUCUCAGCCAAAUUUAAAUUGCUGUGCACAUAUGAGUCCAAAUGUGAGAAAUUUCUUACAUGCGUAGGAAAUGUAGUUUCUUAGUUAGGUCUUAACAAUAGUAUGAGAAAAUUCGUGAAGUCUCUUUUGUCAGAAUUGUAUCUCAUACAUUUAAUCACCCACAUUAUGUAAACUCCCCAUAAGUGUUUUUGCUGUUGUGUUUGUUUUUAUGUUGGAACCAUAUGUAUCUAUGUUACACUUUCCAAUAUACAGAGACUUGUUGCCGCAUUUAUAAGAUUUAUGUCACUGUAUACUUCUGUUGCUGAAGAUAUUUCACUGAACCACCUAUAAGGUCCCGACAGAUGGCAUCAAUCACCAUCCUCACGUGCCCAGGGAAGCUAACUCUGUUGUCUACUUUGUCGAAGAAAAUUAGGAAUACCUGAGCCCUUGGUUCUUAAUUAUUUUCCCUCUCACCAGUUGGCACAUAGGACUGAUUAGUGUUGGCACCAGAAAACAGUAUUGCAGAGGGACUGCCAUUCUCAAGGUCACACUUUUCCUAGAUGCCAGUGAUGAAUUUAUUGAGUGCAUAAGUCAUCAAUGCAAGAAUUGCCAGUCUCCUGUCUCUUUCCUUUGUAAAAUAAUGAUGGCUUUUUCCUAAGGCUUCUUGAAUCUUGGGUAUUCUAUUUAUUCUGUGGGUUAGCUUAUAAGGAGAUCGGGGCUCUCCAAGCAUGAUGAGGUGCAAACCUUUUAUGGGGUUUCAAACAUUCUUUGCUUUUCAGGGAACAAUAUGGUGCAUAAAUUAGCUCAGCAGUGUUUGCCAAAUUUACACUGCUGCCCAUAAUUUCCUAGGAAACACUGUGGCCUCUGUAGUACUCAUGUGGCGAUGGAUGCUUUGGGACACAGUGAUCACUCCUCAGAGGGGUUAGCUGUGACAACCACGAAUAUAUCUUCUAGCAGCAUGAAUUUUUUUCUUGUUUUCAAGGGAUGCCCAUACACUUGAAGGUAAUCUCUUGCCCAGGUCUUGCAGAGGGCCAUGUGCCCUAAUGCCUACAAUUCCAUGGGUGAAGGUCACUGGUUGGAGAACCAUCACAAUUAAGGGAAACCCUUCCACUGCAGAAAUACUGACCUAAUGAGUUUUGGAGGGGAUUGUAUCCCAUUAGGUGGAAUGUUCCUCAUCUAAACAUGCAUCCAGGAAUGUUUCCGAGAAAAAGACUACAGGAGCGUUGUGUACAUAGAUGUGAGGAUCUGCAGGCAUGUUUAUCUUCUGUGGAUAUAGUCAUUGUCAUUGAAUAUAAUCAAGAGGUUUUG